Molecule: messenger RNA, 678 nt
Organism: Dinoponera quadriceps
Lineage: Eukaryota; Metazoa; Arthropoda; Insecta; Hymenoptera; Formicidae
Gene: mRpL27
Product: 39S ribosomal protein L27, mitochondrial
Exons: 3
Coding region: 136-585 (149 amino acids)
Biological process (GO): translation
Cellular component (GO): ribosome; mitochondrial large ribosomal subunit
Molecular function (GO): structural constituent of ribosome
Source: RefSeq, a predicted model, not a curated record
CUUAGCCAUAUACGUAAGAUUUAAAAUAGUUCGGUAAAGUGUAAAAUGAGAUAUCGGACACAGUAAUUUUCAUAUAAUAUCAAAUAAAUAAAUUUACUCGUGUAUUAUUAAAGAAAUUGGGAAAUAUUCGAUUAAAUGGCUUACUUGUCGCAGUUGGCUUCCUACACGUUACAAAAUAUUCGACAAACUUUGUCAUACGAUAGUGGGUUAGGAACAGUAUGUGUCAGAUACGCUGCGAAGAAAGCAAGUACCAGCACCAGGAACAAACCUUUAAACAUUAGGCCAAAACAUAGGGGAUGGAAAGUACAAGAUGGACAUUUCGUAAAUGCAGGCCAUAAGUUAGUCUUACAAUUAACUUGCAGGUUUCAUCCAGGUCUUCAUGUUGGCUUUGGGUCAGAUCGGACUUUAUAUGCUCUUGAAUCUGGAAAAGUGAUGGUAACUUGUGAAAAAAUCAACCCUAAUUUAGGGAAUUACUGGGUUAGGAAAAGUUAUGCUGGUCGUGAGAACAGUGUUAUAUAUAAGAAGCACUUCAAUAUUAUUCCCGAACCACAACAUAACCGAUUUAUGUUGAUAAACACAAUAUAAAUAAUUAUAAAUAUGUGUAGAAAAAACAAACUUAAACCAUGAUGAUUGUAUAAUGAAUAUAUUAUUAAUCACACUUUGUUAUCAGAAAUUAUA